GUUUGUCCCAGCUCGCUUUCCAUCCCUCAGGCAGCUAGGCUUCACUCAGUGCCUCAAACAGGGAAGAAUCUCCAUCAACACCAGGGGAGUUGUGACUCACUUUGAAGUCUCUGUGUCGCAUUUACACUUAUGAUUAAACUCAAAAACACUGGAAUGUGGAGUUAGUCUGUUCAGCUGGUGUAGCUUAUUCAACAACUUUAACCUCCGAGAUUCAACAAGUAGGACUGCUCUCUCAGCAGCUCGACGCUUUAUACACAAAAGUUGCUCCAGUUUGUCCCUGUGGAGCACUUUGCAGUGAGUACCCUUCUCCUUCGGACAUCUAGGCUUCGAGCAGGCCGUGACUCUGUGGCCAUGAGGAAUCAUGGCGGAGCUGGAGGUGGAUCAGUCUAACCUGCCGCGGGUUCAGGAGGUGUCCCAGUAUUUCUCAGUUCUGGAGGAUGGAGCACUGGCACAUAACUUACAGGAGCAGGAAAUUGAACAGUACUACAGUUCCAAUGUACAGAGAAACCAACUGGUUCAGAAAGACAUCCGUGUAGCCAAGAGGCUGCAAGAUGAGGAGCAACAAAGAGCACAGGUUCUUCAUGAUCAAGCCACUCGUCAGCUGGAAGAGCAGGACUCCGAGUACGCCCGCAGGAUUCAAGAGGAGAUCCAGUGCGCCGCUGAGGAAGAGAGGAGGAGGCAAGAGGAAGAUGAGGAAAUAGCAAAACAAAUCCAGGAAGAGGAAGAGCUGUAUGUCAGACAGAGAUACAGUUGCCGAAGGACAGAUGGUGGAGAAAAUGGCAGCACCAUCGGCUCGCCAAACACAUUUCAGCCUAGUCGGCCCCUCUUCAGCGAAGAGGAAGAGUUGGCCUGGCAAAGCCGGGAGCAUCCUCCCUCUCCUUCCUCCUCAGACUAUGAGACCGACUACUGUGAACGCACGAGGCCUUUUAAUAGGGAGCACGCAGACCAUGUCGAGCAGAGACAUCAGCCUAGGCGUGAGCUGCCUCUCAGGAGACGUUCAGGACAAAGCCGCAGUAGCUUUGCCAGCCAGAGCAGCACAACCGGACAUCAUCUGAGAGGAUGGGGCAAUGUUGUUCAGCUCAUCAAAAAUGACCUGAGUGAGCAGGGCUAUCUCAGUUACAGUUCUGAAGAACUCUUUGAACCAGUCUAUAAACUGGAAAGAAUCCUGAGCCGGCACCAGCAGGCAUCGGAGCGGGGCCGCGAGCAGGGGACAAGACUAUGUCGGCCCAGCAGUAUGAGAGAGGGAAACAGCAGAAUGUGGCAGGGAGACCAAGUGGGCCGAAUGGAAAGAUAUAGACAUUCCAACUACAAGGACGGCGUAAGCAUGAGAUCAGAGAGCAGGCUGGUGAGAUAUUACAGCAGUAGUGACUGUAAAUCAGGGGACGGACAAAGACGUGUCCGCUUUCAGGAUGACCAGACACGCCAUGACUUUCACACUGAUGGUCAUAGAGCAUUUGAGGAAAAUCGUGGUGAAAGUAGGGGACUAAGGAGUUGUACUGUGAGACCCUAUCGAGGUAUUCAGGUAGACAGAACAUCAUUUGGUGAAGUAAACAGAACUUACAGACAUGAGGCUAACGGAGUUAGGAACUCCUUGUCACAGGAGAUAAGGGAGGAAGAGGAAGAUCGUGGCAGGCUCAGAGAGAGAGGAAGCUGGGAACGAGGCCACUACAGGGUUCGAGCAGAGCACAGGCCAAGAGCACACUCUCUCAGGGAGGAUAGGAGGCAGGAGGGGAGAAAAAGCAGACGGUAUGGUGGAGAAGGUAGCAGGAGACGUAUAAGGAGUGAGGGAUGGCAGGGUAAUCAGGAGGACAGGUCGAGUACUGAAGAAGAGGAGGUGGACAGGGAAAGGGAGAGAAGAAGGGAGGAUACUCGAGCGCCAAGGCACCCCCAGCGCAACCUUAGUGCGUCUUGCAGAGGGCGCUCUUCUGGAGCAGGGCAGAGGGUGAACAGACCCUCUCUGGAUUUGGGUGUACUCAGGCAGGUCCUGCAGGAUGAAGAACUCGCCCACAGGCUACAGGCAGAGGAAGAGGAGUUGCUCAGAGGGGAUCUUGCAUCUGCCUCAUCUUUAGAGAGGCCUUACCCAAAAGGAGACUUCACAGCAGCGCAGGUUGCUCAGGAUGAGGAGAUUGCACGCUUCAUGCAGAAGCAAGAGAUAAAGACUCAGCUGCGGUCUCAAGAGCUGGACAACUAUGGCUCUGGGCGAGGUUACAGAGAAAUGAGUCAUGUGUAUGACAACAGCGAGAUUUGUGAUGGAGAGACGCCGAGGGAGAGACUGAACUCGGAAGGGCUUUUGUCUCCUGUUGAUGACUGCUCUCCUGAACACCAACCCCCAAGUCCAGUCAGUUUAGCAGCGCAGCAGCAUCCCUUGAGGAAUAUUGCUGAAGAAUUGGAUCCAACUUUUCAACGGGAAGAGAAAGUGCAAGCAGGACAGAGUAUUUCUGGCACUUGCCCCAUCCAAGCUACACCACAGGCAGGUUCAUGCGAGGAGCCUGCAUUCGUGGCACCCACUAAGCGGCAAAAUGACAAACCAAGACGCACAAAGUCCAAAGAGAAAAAGGAAAACUCUAAAUCAAAAGAAAACUGUAAGCAGCAGUGAUGUCAGUGACAUUGUACUGUUAGUUGUGUUAUUACUGACCACAUUAACACGGACAGUUGUACACUGCAGCAACAAAAAACGUCAGGGGUAUAUCACAGUGAUUUAAUGGAUUUUUUAACCCUAACCUUUGCUUUCCUUGGAAGGUUUGCUGCCAUUAACAUAAUGCUGCCAUUAUGGUGACAUGCAGGCCCCAGUGACUCAAAUGGGACAUAAUAAUAUUUAUAAUUUGCGUCUGGGGAAUUGGUAAUAACUCGGUCUGCUGUUGUGUCAGACAUGUUUUCAUUUUUGGCACAUUGUUCAGCUUGAUGAGGGACUGCGAUGAGCCCUAGGGUGUUCUGUGAAAUCAUGUCUGAUUUUCAGUUAAAACUAACUAUAUUUCUGAAUUCACAUUACACGUAUUCUUAGUAUAACUGAAAUAGCUUCUCUUUUUUUUUUCUUUUUUUUUUAUCCGACCCUGGCUCGGCAGUGUUAUCAGUUCCCCCAUGCUUCCUGUGUGUCUUUAUCUACACUGUAAUUGCAGCUUUGUUUUUCAAAAUGUAAAAUAUGCAGCUUAUUCUACCUUUUUUGUUUUCCUCUAUUGUUUACAGAACUGCUAUUAGUAGUAUGUACACUAAUGUUUGACAAGGUUGCCCUUUCAUUGUGCUCCUGUCACAAAAUACAAUCUAAAACAGUUUCAGUUUAGAAAUGAUGGGAGUACUGUUUUUCAGUAAUGUUACUGUCUGGAGCUGUUUGGUGAAUCAUGGACCUCUACAUUAAGUUAUUGAGUCUGAUAUAUUAAAAAUGUAAAGAAUUGGUA
Messenger RNA from Ictalurus punctatus (channel catfish), 3392 nucleotides. It is a transcript of the gene ccdc187, whose product is annotated as coiled-coil domain containing 187. The transcript is spliced from 13 exons. Lineage: Eukaryota; Metazoa; Chordata; Actinopteri; Siluriformes; Ictaluridae. Bases 362 to 2596 code for a protein of 744 amino acids. The record is from RefSeq and is a predicted model, not a curated record.